Molecule: messenger RNA, 1574 nt
Organism: Vigna unguiculata (cowpea)
Lineage: Eukaryota; Viridiplantae; Streptophyta; Magnoliopsida; Fabales; Fabaceae
Product: putative pectate lyase 2
Molecular function (GO): pectate lyase activity
Source: RefSeq, a predicted model, not a curated record
CUAUGGCCACCUUAACCAUUCUCAUAGUGCUCUCAGCAUGCUCUCUACCCACCUUAGCUUCACCACUCAAUAACAGAGAUUCAACAAAGGAGUUCAAUGCCCUCUCUCCUAUUCCAAGUUAUAUCACUGAGAGUAGCCCUAAGAAUGUUGUGAUGAACACAAUUGAUUCAUGUUGGAGAGCCAAAACAAAUUGGGCUUCUAAUCGCCAAUCCUUGGCGGAUUGUGCAAUUGGCUUUGGCAAAGAUGCCAUAGGAGGAAAGUUUGGUGAUGUAUAUGAAGUCACUGACCCUUCUGAUGACCCUGUAGACCCAAAACCUGGCACACUUCGUUAUGGUGCAAUCCAAACAGAACCCCUUUGGAUAACUUUCGGCAAGGACAUGGUUAUCACGCUGAAGAACGAGCUCAUGGUGAAUAGCUACAAGAGCAUUGAUGGGAGAGGAGCCAAAGUGGAGAUCGCAAACGGGGCUUGCAUUACGAUACAAGGUGUUAGCCAUGUGAUCAUACAUGGAAUUAGCAUUCAUGAUUGUAAACCUGGUGAUGGUGGCAUGGUUAGGAGCACCCCUGAACAUGUUGGGUAUCGUGAAGGCUCUGAUGGAGAUGCCAUUAGCAUAUUUGCCUCCUCCAAUGUUUGGAUUGACCAUUGCUUUUUGGCUCGUUGCACCGAUGGUCUCAUUGAUGUUAUUCAUGCCUCAACUGCAAUCACCAUCUCUAACAACUACUUCACCCACCACGACAAAGUGAUGCUGCUAGGGCACAGCGAUGAAUACAGCGCGGAUAAAGUGAUGAAAGUAACAGUAGCUUUUAACCACUUUGCCAGUGACUUAAUAGAAAGAAUGCCAAGGGUGAGAUUUGGUUAUGCUCAUGUGGUGAACAACCGUUAUGACGAGUGGGUGAUGUAUGCCAUCGGUGGCAGUGCCGACCCUACCAUUUUCAGUGAAUGCAACUAUUUUAUGGCUUCAGAUGAUUCUGCUGCAAAAGAGGUUACGAAGAGGGAAAGUAGUGAAAAGUGGAAUAAUUGGAAAUGGAGGAGUUAUGGAGAUGAAUUCUUAAAUGGUGCUUAUUUUGUGCCAUCUGGGUAUGGAAGUUGCAGCCCAUUGUAUUCAUCUGCUCAAACUUUCACAGCUACCGAGGCAUCCAUGGUGCCCUUGUUAACUCUCAAUGCAGGGCCACUCAACUGUGUUGUUGACAAAGCUUGUUAAUUUGGUGAAACGUUUUCACCUCUUCUCUUUAUUUCUUUUCAUAAAAAAAUUCCCAAAUGAUAUUUUUAUUACUAGAUUUCGGACAACUUUCUCUUAUAACAUGAACAUGAGGUGUCAUCUUUUAAAUGUUUUUGAAAUAUUGAGAAAAAGUAAAAAUAAAAACUCACUUGGAAGAUGACACCUAAAGUUGUUAGAGGAAGUUAUAAAAAUUUAGCUGUCAAAAAAUCAUUUUCCUUAGGGAUAGAAAAAUUAUGAGAAUAAAAAAAUGUGAGUGAUAAUAUCAUUAUAUUUUGUUUUAUGAUUUUAUCUCUGGAAGCCGCAAUUAUUUUCGAUCAUUAGUGUGAAAAUAUUGUUGCAAUCCUAGCAUGGUGCAUC